GGGGCGGGGCGCGGCGGGGAGGCCGCGGCGGAGCCGAGCGGGGCCGGGGCCGGGGCCGGGCCGGGAGCGGCCGCAGCGGGGCCGGGAGCGGCGGCAGCGGGGCCGGCGGGACCCUCCGGGACCCCGCGGGGGCGCCCGGGGCCGGCGAGGCCGCCAUGCCGAGCAAGAAGAAGAAAUACAACGCGCGCUUCCCGCCGGCGCGGAUCAAGAAGAUCAUGCAGACGGACGAGGAGAUCGGGAAGGUGGCGGCCGCCGUGCCCGUCAUCAUCUCGCGGGCCCUGGAGCUGUUCCUGGAGUCGCUGCUACGCAAGGCGUGUCACGUGACCCAGUCCCGCAACGCCAAGACCAUGACGACGUCACACCUGAAGCAGUGCAUCGAGCUGGAGCAGCAGUUCGACUUCCUCAAGGACCUGGUGGCCGCCGUGCCCGACAUGCAGGGGGACGGCGACGACCCCCACGGCGACGGGGACAGGGGGCCCCGCAGGGGGCGCCGCCCGGGCAGCGGCCGCAAGAACGGGGGUCCCGGGGCCAAGGGGACCCCGAAACAGUCGGGGACGGACUCGGAGCAGGAGGAGGAGUCUGAGGACAGCGACAGCGACGGGGACGAGGAGACCCCGCAGCCCCCCCCGGCCCCGCCCCCGCUCACCUUCGCCAGCCCUGGGGUUCCCUUCGCCCCCCUGGGCCCCCCCAGCCUCCCGGGGGGGCUCCCCCCGGCCCCCGGCCCCCCCCCGCGCCCGGAGGAAGAGGAGGAGGAUGAAGAUUACGAUUCUUAGCGACCCCCCCCCCAGUUUUUACCCGUUUCUCCAGGAUUUUCCCCCAUUCCGGGCCCCCCCCCUCCCAGUUGGGCCUUACUGGGAGCUGGGCCUGGCACCAGUUUGGGGGGGCUGGGGGGUACUGGGAGCACUGGGACCCCCCCCCCCCCCCGUGCCCCACGGGUGUCCUGGGACCCCUUUUUGGGGGUGGGGGGGGCGCAGGGGGGGUCGGGGGUUGAUUUUGGGGCUCUUUGGGGGCGUUUGCUGAGUCGGGGGUUUUGUAUCGGCUCAAUAAAGUUCCUGUUUCCA
Messenger RNA from Passer domesticus (house sparrow), 1061 nucleotides. RefSeq names its product DR1 associated protein 1 (gene DRAP1). Gene Ontology annotation, molecular function: core promoter sequence-specific DNA binding; RNA polymerase II general transcription initiation factor activity; protein heterodimerization activity. Gene Ontology annotation, biological process: transcription by RNA polymerase II. The record is from RefSeq and is a predicted model, not a curated record. Gene Ontology annotation, cellular component: nucleus; negative cofactor 2 complex. Lineage: Eukaryota; Metazoa; Chordata; Aves; Passeriformes; Passeridae.